This is a messenger RNA of Sclerotinia trifoliorum, 2716 nucleotides long. The record is from the annotation of a GenBank genome assembly. NCBI's taxonomy places the organism in Eukaryota, Fungi, Ascomycota, Leotiomycetes, Helotiales, Sclerotiniaceae.
UACUAGUCUGACUUUGGUGAUACUUUCAUUGGCGAGUCAAAGAUGCAGUGUCACUUGAGUAGCGGAGAACUGAAAAUGCUAUCAAUGUUCGGCAAUAUGUCAUGGUAUUUGCAUGUGCAGUGUCAUUUAUCAUCACUGCAUCUCUGAUCUCAUACAUAUACAUAGAUCUCCUCACCCAUAACUUGAUCCAAAGCCAAGCAAAUACUUUAUUGUUUCUGUUUUAUCGUGCAUUUUACCAUAUUUAUUGGCGAAAUCCCUACUGGAUCUGCAAGGGACAGCCCUACAUUUCUCGACUUGUCUCUCUUUCACGAUCUCCGACAUUGAACCUAAAUCUGCGAUAGCAUUGAAGUACUCCACAGAAUUAGCUUUCUACCAGGCAUCGAAUACACCCUUGUCGAAGACCACUCAUCAUAUUAUGAUUGAUCGAUUAUAAGUAUAAAUCUAUCAGACGUCGAGGUCCUUCUACGUGCCAGUACCUUCCACCGGCAAAAUGAUCACAGAUACUCUUAUCACGUUUGCUAUUGAGCAUUGGCCUUCAAUAUUAAUUGUUGGAUUUGCCAUCUACCUUGCUACCAAUCGAUUCAAUCGAGGCCUAAAUAAAUAUCCAGGACCAACUCUUGCUUCUAUCACGGAUUGGUGGAGAUUCUAUGAUGUAUACAAGCGUAGAGCAGAAGUGACCCAUCAGAGGUUACAUGCCGAACAUGGUGAUGUUGUCCGCCUUGGUCCCAAUACUCUCUCAUUUGCAGAUCCAAAAGCAUUGAAAACUAUCUAUGGUUUAAACAAAGGCUUCGUCAAGGUAUCUCAUAUUUACCCGCUUAGAAGCCAGAAGGUAUGCUGAUAUACUAUAGUCUGCAUUCUACCCCGUUCAACAAUCUGUGAAAAAUGGCCACCCACUCCCAUCACUCUUUAGCACCUUGUCUGAGCCUUUCCAUGCACAACUUCGACGUUCAGUCAACUCUGCAUUCAGCAUGUCAUCUGUUGUUCAAUACGAACCACUGGUCACUCGUACCACCGAGAUCUUCCUCUCUCGCACCGCUGACCUCUAUACUUCGCUGAGUGGUCAUUCAUCAUGCGACUUUGCAAGAUGGUUACAAUUUUACGCCUUUGACGUAAUUGGUGAAAUGACAUACUCAAAACGCCAUGGAUUUCUCGAGGAAAACCGAGACGUUGAUGGUAUAAUAUCCUACCUAGCAAAUCUCUUCGACUAUGUUGCACCAAUUGGGCAAAUUCCCAUCCUCGAUCGAAUAUUUCUCAAGAAUCCUUUAUACUUGCUAGGCGCCAAAUACGGCCUCAUAGACGUAACAUUCCCGGUUGCCAAAUUUGCAGCGCAGCGUGUACAAGAACGAUAUCCCAAAACAGAUGGAAAUGGAAUCUUACCCACCAUCGACGCGGAGGUCAAAACAAAUAUUUCUCAACCAGAUUUAUUGUCUAAAUUCAUCCAGGCAAAACACGAUAGACCGGAAUUUAUGACGGAUGAUCUCGUCAUGACAAUGGCUGUCUCAAUGGCGUUUGCAGGCUCUGAAACUACGGCUAUUUCUCUCAGUGCAGUGUUUUAUUAUUUAUUGAAAAAUGAAGGCUGUAUGCAAAAAUUAAUGCGCGAAAUUGAUGGAAAAGCUAUGGAAGGAUAUUUUGCAGAUGAUAAAACGGGAUUGGUCAGUUGGACGGAAAGUCAAGGAUUACCGUAUUUGGAUGCUUGUAUUAAGGAAGCUUUUCGUUUACAUCCCGCAGCCGGGUUACCGCUUGAAAGAGUGGUGCCCCAACAGGGAUUGGAGAUUGCGGGGGAGUGGAUUAAGGGGGGAACGAUUGUGGGGUGUAAUGCUUGGGUUAUUCAUCAUAGGAGGGAGAUUUUUGGAGAGGAUGUGGAAGUUUUUAGACCGGAAAGAUGGUUGGUGGAUGAGGAGAAGGAUAGAGAGGCGGAAGGAAGGAGAAUUAAGGAGAUGGAUGGGACGAUGUUGAUGUUUGGGAUGGGAGCAAGAUCGUGUAUUGGGAGGAAUAUUAGUCUUUUGGAGAUAUACAAGUUGGUUCCGAGUUUUUUGAGGAGGUUUGAGGUAUGUUUUUUUUCUUCUUAUUUUAUUCCCGUUUCUAUUCUGUCUCUCGCACUUUGCAGAAAAGAGUGGUGUGAAAAUAGAUGAAUGAAAUAACUAACAUAUAUCUCAUGGAUAGGUCGCACUCGAAAAACCAGAUCAGGAAUGGACGUUACGCAACUCAUGGUUUGUACGACAACUAGAUUUCCGAACCACGUUUCGCAAUCGAGAACUAGUGCAACCUUGUGCGCAGCCUUCUGUCGAGCAUUUAUCAUAGGAUACCUAGGUAGAUAGGUAGUGCAAUUUGUACACGCAUUUGGUACUCAAGUAGGGCCUUUGGGCGAUAUAAUAUCAUUUUGUGCUUGAUGGAUGGAUGUAUCGGGCGGAUUGGGUAUGGAUGGUACAGUACGGUACCUGCAUACAUUAAUUUUUCAUUAAAAUGUUGUAUGAAUAUGAAUAUGAAUAAAUGAGUAUGAAAUGAAAUGAAAUGAACUGAAAUGGGCUGAGAUAAUGAGAUAAUAAGUGAAUGGGUGAACAUAUAGAUUGAUAUCACGAAAUGGAGUUAAAUAAAUACAUAAAUACAUCACCUUACCUACCUAGGUACAUACAUGGUUAACACGAUGUACCUUAUCAUGUGUCCGUCCUCUAAAAUUAACCUAUGUAUGAAUAACAAAGUUCUUACGGUGCUCAUG